Molecule: messenger RNA, 1273 nt
Organism: Misgurnus anguillicaudatus (oriental weatherfish)
Lineage: Eukaryota; Metazoa; Chordata; Actinopteri; Cypriniformes; Cobitidae
Product: leucine-rich repeat neuronal protein 4
Molecular function (GO): protein binding
Source: RefSeq, a predicted model, not a curated record
GGGAUGAAGAAAAAGGAGGUGAUUGGUGGGGAGUUUGGGGAGAGUGUUUAUGAAAGAAAGACUGUCUCAGAACGGGAAUCAGAGCACAGGACAGAGGAUAUUAGAAAAUAUUUUGGAUUCAAGGAUAAUUCUCCCUCGACGACUGAUAAACUAAACAGGAAACAUGUAUGUGUGUGGACAUGUUCUCAUCCUUCUCAUCAUCAACUUGCUAAAUCACUUCCUUGUGACAUCAUCUCGGAAUGGCACUCGACCCCGUUUCCGUUCCUCUGGAGGCACAACGGAAGACUACGAUGACUUAGAGGACAUCUCUACUGAACCUCCGAGAAUUUCCCCAACUGAAUAUGAAGACCGUGAAGAAAAUCGAUGCCAGUAUGACAGCUGUGUGGAGCAGCAAGAAACUUGCAUCAAUCUUCAAACAGCCACAGGAUGCUUUUGCCCCGGACUGAGCUCAUUUCAAACCCCCCCAAGUCCACCGAAAGAAUUGAAGCUAUCUGAAGAGGAUGGCAAAGGGGUUGUGGUACACUGGUGCGCACCAGACACCAUAGUCACGCACUAUAUUAUCAAGGUGGAAGGCAAAGAUAAAGUGAUGGAGAAAAAUUUCACGGUGGAUGAGAAAAAAAGAAUGGCUGUAUUGGGGGAUGUGGCGGUUGGCAUGCAUGUUUGCGUAGAGGCUGUGAAUUUUGCUUUGGCCAGAGGAAAUAACAGCCAAUCAUGUAUGCAGUUUGAACCCCAGACUUCAGACUCUGGAUUAGCACUGAAGCUGGGGAUUAUAGGAGGUGUGGUGGGUCUUCUGGUUGUGUUGAGUUUGGCUUUACUACUGUGCAGACACAAAAAAUUGCAGAAAUCUACAGAGAGGAGAUCAAAUGAUGUUUUUUAAAAUAGGAGAUAGAACAAAAUAUGUGUGUGGCCAAAUAUAUGCACUUUAUUUAAAUGGAUGAUGGUUUAAUGGAUGUACAGAAUAAAUAAAUUGGUGUGGAUAGUAGGUGAAUUGAAUAGAGGGAGGGAGUGUGAACAGGGACCAAAAAGAGAGGGGUGCAAAAAAGGUGGAUGAGUGACUCAGCACAUUCUUUUCGUGAUUUCGGAGAGACAGAAACUGCGGCACAGUCCACUUCACAAAUUACAAACCUUUGAAUAACUUUGUUUACAUACUGUACAUACAAAUGUGUUCUAGAAGUGAGCUGAAUCUGACAAAAUGUACUUUUGGGUACAUGUGGGAUGCCUUAUUUGUCUGUAAAAAUGAAAUAUAAAUAAAGUGAAUAAUGCUUUUUUUAAA